Closterium sp. NIES-65 is the source of this 747-nucleotide messenger RNA. Lineage: Eukaryota; Viridiplantae; Streptophyta; Zygnematophyceae; Desmidiales; Closteriaceae. The record is from the annotation of a GenBank genome assembly.
AUGGACCGCUGCGGGCGGCCGUCUGCCGUUGGGCUCGUCGCACUCGUCGCCGGGCUCGCUGCGAUCAGCCUUCUCGCGACCCAGGCCAGCGCAGACGCGUGUGCCACGGUGGACUGCGGGUCAGACGCGCACUGCUCUGCGGCCGAUGAUGGCUCCACGGAGUGCCUGUGCGGCGUCAUUGGCUAUGCCUUCAACGAGGCGACCAAGACAUGCAUUGUGACCUGUGCUCUCGCUGACCUUGCAGACCCGUGCCCAUCAGUGCAGUGUCCGGAGAAGGCGGAGUGCGUGGCAAGAGGGGGAAAGGGGGAGUGCGAGUGCGAGCUGGGGUACAUCAUGCAGAACGGCGUUUGCACUGACGGCUUGCUGCAGACGAGGGUGGAGGUGGAGGGCCUCAACUAUCUCUCGCUGCUCACCUUUGAGAGCCCCGUGCCCAUGGCGCAAGCCACUGGCGCCACCGCCUGCACCAACGUCAGCGACCUGGGCGGCAGCAACACGAGGAUCACCGUGGAGUGGACGUCGAUGGGAGUGGACACGGUUAGCAACGGCAUGCGCAAGAGCGUCUCGUUUCACGCUGACCUGGUCUGUGCCGACAAGCCCGGUUUGACCAUCGCUCGCCCGGGUUUGACCAAGGUCGGCGGUUUCUUCCCCGUCACGACAAGAAGUGCUAAGUGCCAAGGAGGUUCAAGCACCUUCACCUCUGUGUUGGAUGAGCCAGCUGGACACACAAGCACAGCUCUAUGCACUUAA